Messenger RNA from Peromyscus eremicus (cactus mouse), 2987 nucleotides. It is a transcript of the gene Pms1, whose product is annotated as PMS1 homolog 1, mismatch repair system component. Gene Ontology annotation, molecular function: ATP hydrolysis activity; ATP binding; mismatched DNA binding. Lineage: Eukaryota; Metazoa; Chordata; Mammalia; Rodentia; Cricetidae. The coding region runs from base 128 to 2908 and encodes 926 amino acids. Gene Ontology annotation, biological process: mismatch repair. The transcript is spliced from 13 exons. Gene Ontology annotation, cellular component: MutLalpha complex. The record is from RefSeq and is a predicted model, not a curated record.
CGCGCUGCGACCCUGCAGGCGUCCCGCAAAGUAGGCCCCGCUCCCGAGCGCUUGCUGACUGCACGCCGCGGUGCGUGGUGAAUGCCUUACCUCGCGCGAGCCACAAGCUGCUCUGCUGAGAGCGAGGAUGAAACAGUUGCCUGCAGCGACAGUCCGCCUCCUGUCCAGUUCUCAGAUAAUCACGUCGGUGGUCAGUGUCGUGAAAGAGCUCAUUGAAAACUCCUUGGAUGCUGGAGCCACCAGCGUGGAAGUUAAACUGGAGAACUAUGGGUUUGACAAAAUCGAGGUUCGGGACAAUGGUGAAGGCAUCAAGGCUAUGGAUGUACCUGUGAUGGCAGUGAAGUACUACACCUCGAAGAUAAACAGUCACGAAGACCUGGAGAAUCUGACAACCUAUGGUUUUCGGGGUGAAGCCUUGGGGUCAAUUUGUAAUGUUGCAGAGGUGGUAGUCACAACAAGGACAGCUGAUGAUGACUUUAGCACCCAGUAUGUUUUAGAUGGCAGUGGCCACAUACUUUCUCAGAAGCCUUCACAUCUUGGUCAAGGUACUACUGUAACUGCUCUGAAGUUGUUUAAGAAUCUCCCUGUGAGAAAGCAAUUUUACUCAACUGCUAAAAAGUGUAAAGAUGAGCUAAAAAAUGUACAGGAUCUCCUCAUAAGCUAUGGUGUCCUUAAACCUGGCACAAGGAUUGUUUUUGUACAUAAUAAGGCAGUUAUUUGGCAGAAAAGUAGAGUACCAGAUCACAGGAUGGCUCUCAUGUCGGUUCUGGGAACUGCUGUGAUGGGCAACAUGAUGUCUGUUCAGCACCACUGUGAAGAAUCUCAGAUUUACCUAAGUGGAUUCUUUCCAAAGCUUGAUGCAGACCACAGUUCCACAAGUCUUUCAACCCCAGAGAGAAGUUUCAUCUUUAUUAAUAGUCGACCAGUACAUCAGAAAGAUGUAUUAAAGCUAAUUCGACGUUAUUAUAAUCUGAAGUGCCUAAAGGAAUCUACUCGGUUGUAUCCCAUUUUCUUUCUGAAAAUUGAUGUUCCUUCAGCUGAGCUGGAUGUAAAUCUAACACCAGAUAAAAGUCAAGUAUUAUUACAGAAUAAGGAAUCCGUUUUAAUUGCUCUUGAAAAUCUGAUGAUGACCUGCUAUGGACCACUACCAAGUACAGAGUCUUGUGAAAAUAACAAAGUAGAUGUUUCCUCAGCCAACAUGGCCGCUUGUGAAACAGCAGAAACAGAUGUGCUCUUAAAUAAAAUGGAACCAUCAGGAAAUAAUUAUCCAAAUGCUGACACUUCAGCUGUUCACUUCCAAAAUGAUGAAUCUAGAAAAGACAGUAAUCAUUAUUCAAAUCAACAGAUAAAUGUAAAUGACCACAGUGGUGGUCAUUUUAGUAGUGAGCACUCUGGCAUUAAUAAGGACACUAGAAGUACAUUUCAAAAUAUCCCCAUGAAUAAUUUAUCAUCAGAGGAUGUCCAGAGUAAAUAUAGUAAGACUAACCUUGCAGGUUCCAAUGAGCAUAUCCAAGGAGAAAAUGGCAGGAACAGGACAGAAGAACGUGGGGGAGAUGGGGGAGAAGCAUUUCCUGAGAAAUCUCUGGAGAUCUGUUCAGAUGACUGGAGCAAGGGAAAUGUGUUUAAUGCGAUUGGAGAGAAUAUAGAACCUGUGAAAAUUUUAGUGCCACAGGAAAGUUUAGCAUGUAAAGUUAGCAAUGAUAGUCACCCAGCCCUUAGCCCAAAGGAUCUCAGUGAUGGUCCUUGUAGCAAAACAUCCAAUGUGAUAGAUAACAAAUCUGGACAGCUUACAGCCUAUGACUUAAUUAGCAACCGAGCAGUCCGGAAGCCCAUGUCAGCGAGUGCCCUGUUUAUUCAGGACCAUCGCACUCAGUUCCUCGCAGAAAAUCCCAAGACAGGUUUGGAGGCUGCAACAGCUCAAGCUGAGGCACUGUGGGAGACACUGAGUGAAGAGGAAAAACUCAAAUAUGAAGAAAAGGCUAAAAAAGACUUGGAACGAUACAAUAAUCAAAUGAAGAAAGCUAUUGAACAGGAGCCACAAGUAUCAUUAAAAGAUGGCCGGAAAAAGAUAAAGGCCACCAGUGCAUGGGGCUUGACACAAAAACACAAAUUGAAAACCUCAUUAUCUAAUCAGCCGAAACUUGAUGAGCUCUUUCAGUCCCAGAAUGAAAAAAAGAAGAGUGAAAAUAUUAAAAUAGCAGAGGUCCCCUUUUCUAUGGAAAACUUAAAAGCAAAUUUUAAGAAACAAAAGAAAGUUGACUUAGAAGAGAAGGAUGAGAUCUGCCUGAUCCACAGUCUCAAGUUUCCCGAUGCAUGGCUGGUCGCGUCCGGAACAGAUGUCAUGUUACUGAACCCAUACAGAGUGGAGGAAGCACUGCUAUUUAAGAGACUUCUUGAGAAUCAUAAGCUGCCUGCAGAGCCACUGGAAAAUCCAAUUAUAUUAACAGAGAGUCUUUUUAAUGGGUCUCAUUAUUUAGAGGUGUUACGUAAAAUGUCAACAGCUGAGCAGAGAUGCAGUGGACCAACUUACCUGAGUGACCCUCGUCUUACAGCAAAUGGCUUCAAUAUCAGACUGAUACCAGGAGUUUCCAGUACUGAAAACUACUUGGAAAUAGAAGGCAUGGCUAAGUGUCUGCCCUUCUAUGGCGUGAUGGAUUUAAAGGAAAUUCUUAAUGCCAUAAUGGACAGAAAUGCGAAGGAGCUCUCUGAGUGCAGACCUCGGAAGGUGACGAGUUAUCUGGAGGGAGAAGCAGUCCGUCUGUCAAGACAGCUACCCAUGUACUUACCAAGAGAGGACAUCCAAGACCUUAUCUAUACAAUGAAGCGCCAGUUUGGAGAUGAAGUUAAAGGAUGUGUUCAUGGCCGCCCAUUUUUUCACCAUUUAACCCAUCUUCCAGAAACUUCAUGAUUAAGCUUAUGACAAUUAGUUACUGUUGAAAUUAGUUUUUAAACCAUUUUUGUAUUACCGUGUAUCAAAAUGAUUAUUU